AUGUCAAGUGAAGAAUGUUCAGCUUCAGGCGUAUUACCUUAUCUAUAUAAAAAUGGUGUAUUAUAUUUCAUGUUAGGAUUGGAAGGCAGAGGAUUGAGUGACUUUGGUGGAUUUUCAGAUCAUAAUGAGACUGCAUUCGAUAAUGCAUCAAGAGAAUUUAGUGAAGAAACAAUGGGAUUAUUCUGUUUAACACAUGAACUUAGAGGAAAUAAACAAGGUGUAAUAAGAAGCAGUGCAAUAAUGAAGACAAUCAUAUCGUCGAUCGGUCUGCAUGAUUUGCUGGUGAAGAAAGUGAUCAAUCCGAGCAAUCGAUAUCAGAUGUAUAUAGCGCCGGUAGCGAGAUGGGUACUACCAGAGGAAUUCGAGAGAACCAGUGACGUGAACGAUAAGAGAGCGUUUGCCGAGCGAAUAAGAUGCGUCGAGAAACAAAAGAUUGCAUGGUUCAACGCCGACGAACUACUCGAUUCACUCAAUGAGUUUUCACCCAGUCUCAAAGUCGAUGGUUUCACAGAGAAGGUUUUCACACAGUUUAGAAGGACAUUGUUACACCGUGAUUCACUUGAAUUCAUAAAGUUCCUACAACGACAAGAUCCAACCAUACAAACUCAACUAAUAAAUCAAUUUUGGAUAGAUUCAUAA
Heterostelium album PN500 is the source of this 639-nucleotide messenger RNA. RefSeq lists its product as uncharacterized. The coding region runs from base 1 to 639 and encodes 212 amino acids. Lineage: Eukaryota; Evosea; Eumycetozoa; Acytosteliales; Acytosteliaceae. The transcript is spliced from 2 exons. The record is from RefSeq and is a predicted model, not a curated record.